GACUACAGCGGUCGCGACCUGACGAAGGAGUUUUACACCAAGGGGUCGAUGAAGCGCGCGAACUUUAGCAACAGCAACCUCUCUGGGGUGACGUUGUUCGGCGGCGACUUGUCCUACGCGAACUUCACGGGCGCGGACCUCUCGAACGCGAACAUCGGACAGUGUAACCUCACGGGGACGAUCUUCACGAACGCGAACCUCUCCGGCGCGAUCGUCUCCGGGGCGAACAUGGACGAACUCGGGGACAUCACCGGAAGCGACUGGACCGACGUCAUUGUUCGGAAGGACGUGAACGAUAAGAUCUGCGCGAAGGGCGUCUCGGGGGAGAACCCGGUCACGGGAAACCCGACCGCGAUGACGCUGUUCUGCGAUUGA
Messenger RNA from Micromonas pusilla CCMP1545, 375 nucleotides. RefSeq lists its product as uncharacterized. The transcript has 2 exons. Lineage: Eukaryota; Viridiplantae; Chlorophyta; Mamiellophyceae; Mamiellales; Mamiellaceae. The record is from RefSeq and is a predicted model, not a curated record. The annotation marks the transcript as partial.